AAGGGGAGUUAGAAAAAGUUGCGAAAGCGCAAAGCGAAGAGGGAGGCAUGAAAGGGCCGCCUAUAAAACGAGGAUUAACUGGUGGGGAGAAGCAAAAAGAAGUUGGAGCUUCAGCAUUAAGGAAGCCGUAGUGGGAGCCUCUGGUGGCCACUCUCUUUUGCAGUCCGGGAGGCAAAACUCGCCCAGGCGGGGCAAUGGGGUGCCUAGAGAAGCCCGAUAUCGUGCAGGAGGCGAAGCCGGAGCUGGUGGAAGCGGAGGCUCCUAACGGGUCAAUCCCGGCACUGGCGCUGGAGGUCCGUCUGACCUGGCGCCGGUGGCUGAUCGUGAUCCUCUUCAGCUCCUACUCCUUCUGCAACGCGUUCCAGUGGAUCCAGUACGGCAGCAUCAACUUGAUCUUUGCCGGGUUUUACGACGUGACUCCUUUCGCUAUCGACUGGCUCUCCAUGUGCUACAUGAUCGUCUACAUCCCGCUCCUGUUCCCUGUCGCCUGGCUCCUCGACCUGAAGGGGCUGCGGCUCAUUGCCCUGGCCGGGUCCGCCCUCAAUUGCUUGGGAGCCUGGGUGAAGACGGGGAGCGCGGAGCCCCAUCUCUUCCCGGUCACGAUCCUGGGCCAGAUCAUCUGUUCCCUGGCGCAAGUCUUCAUCCUGGGCAUGCCGUCCCGCAUCGCGUCCGUCUGGUUUGGCCCCCGAGAGGUCUCGAGUGCCUGUUCCAUCGCUGUCUUUGGCAACCAGCUUGGCAUUGCAGCUGGUUUCCUCCUACCCCCAGUUCUGGUUCCCGAUUUGGAGCAGAAGGAGGAGUUGGCUUACCAUAUUGGCAUCAUGUUUUUUAUCACAGCGGGUGUGGCAACAGCACUUUUCAUCUUAGUUGUGUUUGUGUUUCAGGAAAAGCCUCCAUAUCCUCCAAGUCCAGCCCAGGCUGUGAUUAAGGCAGCAGCUCCAGAGGAAUAUUCCUAUCUGAAAUCCAUCGUCCGGUUAUUUUCUAACGUUAACUUUGUGCUGUUGAUAAUCACUUAUGGCUUAAACACAGGUUGCUUCUAUGCCCUCUCAACUUUGCUAAAUCGCAUGGUAAUGCUGCAUUAUCCAGGAGAAAAUCUAAAUGCUGGUCGAAUUGGUCUUACCAUUAUAGUGGCUGGCAUGUUUGGAGCUUUGAUUUCUGGCAUCUGGUUGGACAGGACCAAAACAUAUAAACAGACAACACUGGUUGUUUACAUCAUGUCAUUUGUGGGUCUGGUUGUUUAUACUUUUACCCUGGAUCUAGGUCAUAUCUGGGUGGUCUUUAUAACAGCUGGUGUACUGGGCUUUUUCAUGACGGGUUACCUACCUCUGGGCUUUGAAUUUGCAGCAGAGUUAACGUAUCCAGAAUCUGAAGGAACAUCGUCAGGCCUUCUUAAUGUUUCUGCACAGGUUUUUGGAAUAAUUUUCACCAUUAGCCAAGGACAGAUCAUUGAUCACUUUGGGACUAAAGCUGGGAACAUCUUCCUUUGCAUCUUCCUGUUCAUUGGUGCUAUUAUCACUGCUUUCAUCAAACCUGAUCUCCGAAGACAACAGGCCAAUCUGGAUAAUGAACAGGCUAGACUCCAAAGCAGUAACAGUCAGAUAAUGAACUAUGGAGUUUGUACCUUAUCCCCAUCAUUUCCCAUCCUUGCUCAGUAAUUCACAAACCAAAGAAAUCAGUGGGAGUUGACUCAGACCAACAGUGCACUGCUAUUUGAAGAAUCAAAUCAUUUUAGGCUGUAAGCGGCUGAAAAGAUAUUGCUAUUCCUGCCAUUACUGCCUUAUGUUUGUCUCUCUACCAUCUAGACUUCCAUUACAUAUGGUUUGACCAGGAAACAGUCUACAGAAUAAUGUUGCUAAUGAAAAAUUUCAAGAUUUUAAAUUAUUCUCAACAGACAAAGCUUUUCUGUCCUGUUUAGUGGAAGAAAAUGGAAGAGAGCAGUUGACUUGCCUUGGCACUUAUAAACUACAUGAUGGGAUCCAGUGUUGCUUCUAUCAUAUUCAGUGUGAACUAAGAAUGCUCAUCUGUUCAUCCUUUUGUGUGGUCUGUGGACUUGCAGAUUUGGGUGUGAAGUGGAUCUAAAGGAAGAUCCUUGCUCCUUAGGGAGAACCAGAAACACUUGCUCUGUGAGCAGCCCUAAUGGAAGUGCAACCAUUGAUUUGUGAAUGAGGAAAUUCACUAUCAAUCAAAACAAAAGCAAAGAUGGCUUAGCUUCCUUUUCUUCAAAGUAUCUAUUUGUAUUGUAGACUAUUUUUGUGACCCCAGUCCAACAGAUAUUUUUAAUUAGCUGUUCAGUAUUUUAAAAUGGAGAUUUUUUAAAAAUAAGGUGGCAUUUUAGAAAUAUGAUUGGAUAACUGAUUUCUAAACUAUAUUUGAGAAAUAGACUAUUUUUUUUACCCCAACAUUAUUGUUCUUUAGCAGUGUGAUACUGCAAGGCCACAAGCUGCAGAAGCAGAAAUUAAACAAGGGCUCCAAAUGGCUUUCAUAACAGUCUUCCACACUAUUUUUCUCAUAACCUCUAAAAUCUGUAAAUGUUUUCUCUCAAUAUUAUACUAGAUAAUGUAGUGUUAAUUGGAAAUUAACCACUGUAGUCAGCUUUGAGGUGUGGAGAAGUGUAAUCAGUGGCUUAUUUUUUCUUUUAUAUUGCUACAUUUCCAUUUCAGGGAAAGAGGAACUAGGUUAAUUAAAUUGCAGAUGAUUGAGUGCCUCUGUUGUGUGGAACAAGAGAUGCUUUAAGGAAAUUAAAAAAAAAAGCCUGUAAAAGAGUACAAUAAAGUUUUUCCAAUCUACUCUAAACAGGAUGCCAUGACAAUUCUAUUUUAUUGCAAGGGGGGGAAAUUCCACAAAUCAGAUUAAAAAACAUGGAGGACCACACAGUGCAACAUCUUAGUUUUAAUUAAAAUUCACCACUGGACCAAGUGAGAAAAAAUGCUGCAUAAUUUUGUGGGAAAAUUUUUGUAACUUUGAAUUGGCUGACUGAGUUGAUCUAACAGCUAUUCUCAUUCCAAAGACUGAACAAUUUAUAAAGAAUGCCUAGCUUAAGGUGUUUCAUUUCUAAUCAAAAGAAGAAGAGUAACUUCCAGUGAUCUGAAGAGGGUUCAUAGUUCAUUUUAUUUGUUCAGAGGUUCUGCUGAACAUUAUUUAUCUAUAAUAGCUAGUGCAUAGAGACUUUAGCGGAGUGAGAGUUCUUCUCUUUGGGCUAGGAAGUGUAGCAUUUAGCUUGGAAAACACUUGAAGCCAUAAAAUGGCAUUACUGUGGGGACUCUUCAGUCAAGUGACAUGAGAGGCUAUCCUCAAAUAGUGUUUUCUUGCUCUAGAAUAAAUGCACAAUAAUUUAUUAUUUAGCAGUUUUCAGUUUUACAGAAUGCUUUGCAAUUGUUCUUAUUCGUAAGCAUAAGCCCCCUAGAGUUGCCUUGGUGAGAUAGGCAGCAUAGAAGACUAAUAAUAAAUAAAAUUCAUAAGCAUUUGCUGACUGAAGAAAUCAAUUCAAUAGUGUUUACUUUGGAUUGGGAAAUUCCAGAUUGCCAGUUGGCAUUUCAGCUGAUGAUUUAUUUUUGUUGGCCUAAUUUACUUUGUAGGAUUGUUAUGAGGGUAAAAUUUAAGUGUGCUAUGCAGGGCUCUGCGAGAGCAACUGCAUUAACCGCAGCCAGGCCGGGCCAGUGCUCUAGACUUGCAACUUGCUCUCGUCGCCUCCAUGGCCUGUUCGCUGCUCUCGCAGCACCUUGCGCAGCACACUUAAAUUUAGCACACUUCACAAUGAGGGAGACAGCAUCCCCUCCUCCUCCUGGAACCCAUUAUGAUGCAGAGCAUUGGCUGCAGCUGGGCCAGGUCAGUGUCUCGGGUUGGAGAGAAAGUCGCACGUCUCCACGAACGACCGAGGUGUGCGCAGCACCAAGAAACGCCAGAAGAAGCGCCUGCGAGAUGAGAGGCAAGUACAGGGGCACUUCCUCCCACUCUGGAAUAUGGAGCGAGUCUCCAUUCCCACCUCGCCCUUACCUUCUCAGGCCACGCAAGGAAUGACUUGGAGGGUCAGGGGUGGGCCAGCCAGCUGACAGGGAGCUACAGCAGGGAGACGAAAGAGCUUCAUUUAUCUGGGAACCUGAAAUGACUCUCUAUUUAAAUCAUAUGGUAAAAAGCACUCAAGAAGAAAGAACAUCAGCAAAACAAACAAACAAACCCAACCCUCACUUGUUUUUGAAAAUGUUUCAAGAGGGAACAGACACAUGAAAGGGAGAGAGAGAGAGAAAGGGGGGGGAAAGAGAAAUGAGAAAAUGAGAGAGAGGAAAAAGAGAUACAAAUGAGAGAGAGAGAAGGGGGGAGAGAGGGUGAGGGACACAAAUGAGAGCUGGAGGGAGAGAAUGAGAGGGAAAAGUGGGAAAUGAGAGAGAAACGGAGAGAAAGAAAAGAAAGAGGGAGGGAGAGAGGGAGGGAGAGGAAAAAGAGAAAAACAAGAGGAAGGGAGAGAGAGAGACCCAUUUCCCACAGAAAACACCUGGAGCCACAAAACCUGGGUAGGCAUGGCUGUGGGGAUGUCAUGUGACUGGGUAGGAGUGAAGUUGAGUUGGCCAUGCCCACCCAGAUUUUGUGGCUCCUAGUGUUGUGUUUUCUGUGGGAAACCGGUCCAAAUGGCUCUUUGAGUGUUUAAGGUUGCAGACCCCUGGUAUAAAGGAUACAAAUGAAAUAAAAGAAAUAAUGAGAUUUUGCCUUUGAGAUUUGCAGAUUGCUGUCUUCAGAGCUUGUCUUCUAGUUGUUGACAAGUUGGCAAGUGUUACCUAUUAAUUUUCUAAUAGAAAAUUUUAUUGAUUUUAAUUCCAUUAUUUCUAUUCUGUUAGUUUUCCUUAGUGUAAUUGUAAAUAGACAUUCUUAAUGGAGUUAGGAUUGGGCUUACUCAUUUAUUGACAAUAAGAAAUCAUUGUUCAGGGCUGUCUCUUUCCCUACUUUAUGUACGUUGCCUCUAUUUCCUUGUUUUCAAAGUUUUCCAGUUGCCAAUUUUUCUGAGCAGUUACUAUUGCAUGACAAUAUUAUGCCAAAUGAACCCAUCUGUUUUAAUGUAAUGAAUGUAAUAAAUGCUUAUUUUCCAAGCAAGCAAACAAUUUGCUUGGGUUCAUAAGAUUACUGGCUUGGUAGUAGAUAAUACUGACCAAAAGUGACUUUUAUAGUAAUAUUCUUUGUGAUUCCUUUUAACUUUUAUAUGGAAAAGCAGAAAACAUUUGAAAAUAAAACACUGGAAUGUACAGAGUCCCAAGUGAACAGUGAUAUGAUUCUAAGUUAUAGAUUGAGUAACAUUGUGUUAUUGCCAAUUACUGUAUAUUUCAUAGUUGAAUUUGUCUCAAUUUUUUUCUUCAGAUAACUUGUAUAUUAAUUGUACCACAGAAAGUGAUUAUUUACUCUUGACUUUUUAUUACUCCCUAAACAUUAACAGUCCUAGGUGGGUUUACUGAGAAUAGUUACAGUGAAAACUAACCAGAGAUUACUUUCAUAAUUUUGAUAGAACAAUUCUGACAGAAUGCUGAAUUAGUUUACACUAAGCCAAACACGCCAAUCAAAACACAUUGGGACUUAACUUGGAUGUGUGAACUCAGCAAUGAGUUGAACAUAUUGGACUUGGAGCUUUAGAAAUAUUAAUGGGCAUCCAUCGGGGGAUACAUAUGAUGACAUGUUCAUGAUGUGAUCAUGCAAAUGCUGUAACUUAUCUUCUUGCAAUAAAUGUGACACAAAUAUGUAAUUGUAUAAUUUUAAUGCCAUGGUAGUAGUUUGGGUACCACUGAAUUUUAAUGUCCUGCCAGAUAUAUGCACUUGGUUGGCACACUAGCUUCAAUGUAGUGCAGUGUUUUUCAAGAGUUUUCUUUUGGCUACCUAGAUAUAAAGUAUACUUCAAUAUAAGACAUGAUAAGGGUUUUUCCAAUAGUGUUGUUUCCCAUGGAAGUGGGUGAGGGAGGGCUGAAAUGGCUAAGAAGCUUGUAGGAAGAAACUGACUGAAGAGAAACAGGAAGAAUUACUAGCAGUCAAGCUGUCUUGGACUGCUGGAGAGAAGCUUGUUCCAGGAGGAUUCAAGGCCACCUUGAAUCAGUAUAGGAAUUGCUAUUCAAAGAGGGUGAUGAUGCAGUGUGGAAUCUGGUUGUUUUGUAUGGAUAGAUAGAUAUUCAGGAGAAGUGGAAUAAAAGGUACAAGAAACAGGAUCCAGGUUUUGCUAACCAUGAGAUUGUGAGCUAAUAUAACAAGCCUCUGAUAAACUCUCUGGGGAAUGUAAUAACCUUAGUUUAAAGAAGGCUCACUAAUAUUUUAGUAGAAGCAGUAUUAUUGCUAGCAGAGAAAUUAUUAACUUCCAAUUGAAGAGCAAUUGGUUCAUAAAAUAAGUAUUACCCAAUACAUAAAGUAUUUGAAGGCAGAUGCCAGGAAAGAAGGAAAAAGAAAAUUAUUGUAUUUUCAUCCUUGUUAUGCUAAAAAUGUAAAAAAAAAAAUCAGAAAGUUUCACAAGAAGAGUACUUUCUUGUGUUAUAUUUUGUAUGAUCAAUCCCGACAUUCCUGUAUGAAAUGGCUGCAUGCUUGAUAUAAAUCCUUCCAAUUACAUAUGCAUUUAGGAUUGCCAGAGAAAAUUCCAGGGGUAGAUUAAAAACAACUAUCAACUUAAAAUGUGUUAUUUGACGUAUAGUUUUUGUUAAUAGCUAUAUCUGGGAAUGGAAUUUUUUCUCAGAUCCCCAGUGUCCACUGCAGUAAUUAACAUUGUUACAUUUUUUUUAAAAAAAGAAUGACAAUUCAAGUGAUGUAAUUGAUGUUUUAGUUUAUUUUUGACUUGAGUUUACAGAGCUGUGCAGUCACAAAAAUUCUGAGGAAAAUGAUUAUUUAAAAAAUAAAACAAUUUAAAAUAA
Molecule: messenger RNA, 6863 nt
Organism: Pantherophis guttatus
Lineage: Eukaryota; Metazoa; Chordata; Lepidosauria; Squamata; Colubridae
Gene: FLVCR2
Product: FLVCR choline and putative heme transporter 2
Biological process (GO): heme export; transmembrane transport
Cellular component (GO): membrane
Molecular function (GO): heme transmembrane transporter activity; heme binding
Source: RefSeq, a predicted model, not a curated record